AUGCGUUGUGUAAGUUGGCUGCUGUUGGGGACCUCUCUCCUGGUUUUGGGUCCAGCGGUCACAGGCGCCCCGGGGCAAUGUCCGAACCUAUGCCAUUGCCACGGCGACCUACAGCACGUGAUCUGCUACGACGUGGGACUGAAGAAGAUACCAAGAGUUUCCGAAGCUACGCGUCUGCUCAAUUUACAAAGGAAUAAUCUGGGUAACAUUCCCACUGGCGCUUUCAGUGAGAGUAAAGGACUGGUUUCGCUACAUAUGCAAAAUUGCCACCUCAGAGAAAUUGGCUCCCAGGCGUUUAAAGGGCUAACAAAGCUCGUUUAUCUCUAUUUAUCCAACAAUGAGAUCACUACCAUCAAACCGGGCGCGUUCGAAGAUUUGACAGAACUGACAUAUCUGCAUCUAGAUGGAAACCAGAUCACAGAAUUGGCAAAGGGACUAUUCGCUCCAAUGAUAAACCUGUUCAUAUUACAACUAAACAACAACAGACUAAGAGAGCUUCGACCUGGGACAUUUGCAGGUGCCAAAGUCUUGCGUUGGCUUCACAUGGCCAACAAUACUCUGACCACACUGCAGCCUGGAUCCCUGGAUGAAGUGGAGAACCUGGCGAUCCUGCAUUUGGAUGGGAACAGGAUGGCGACCUAUCCCAUUGCAGCCAUGAGUAAACUGAGAGUGGUGGAGGAGCUAACCCUUGGCAGGAACCCCAUGAAGACCAUCCCAGACCUGGCGUUCCAGAGCUUCGGACGAUACAUGGAGAGACUGCACUUAGACAAUAUGGGGCUGGAGAGGUUCUCAGAUGGAGCAUUCACAGGUGUCACUGCCAUCAAGUCUCUUUACCUGGACAACAACAGACUCAAGACCCUCCCCAAAAGUCUGGAGUAUGGAACUCUGACCAAUAUGACCCUGAACAACAACCCCUGGACCUGCAACUGCUCACUCUCUCCACUCAGGAGGUGGAUGGACUCGAGCCGUAUCCGCCCUGAUGCCCAGUGUGCCUCUCCGGCUCAGCAGAGGGGCAGGCAGAUACGGGACAGCUCUGCCUUCAACAGCUGCAAAGUCAAACAGAAGAGAGCCAAGAAGGGCACACGCUAAUAAAACAUGAGAAUAUCAGGACCUAUUGACACGACCAGCAGCAAAACGGAAAAGCCUAACUCAUCCUUUAAGACAAUAAGCAUUUGUAAAAUCUAGGUAAAACUACACAUGGCACAGAUUAAAUAUAAGAAGGGCAUUCAUAUCACCUGUAUUUUGUGUAUAUUGAAGCUGGUUGGACAGGUAUGAUGUGAAAUGGAGACAAUUGAAUGCAUAAUGUAUUGACCAAUUUCCACGAUUCCCCCAUUUAAAUUAAAUUUAACUUAUGUCUGAAAUAAAUAAAUAAAACAUAAUAUUUUUCUUCUGUUGCAUAAUGAAUCUGCUAUUAUUGCAAUAUACAUUUAGAAAGAAAAAUGUCA
Boleophthalmus pectinirostris (great blue-spotted mudskipper) is the source of this 1445-nucleotide messenger RNA. RefSeq names its product chondroadherin (gene chad). The transcript has 4 exons. The record is from RefSeq and is a predicted model, not a curated record. Bases 1 to 1089 code for a protein of 362 amino acids. Gene Ontology annotation, molecular function: protein binding. Gene Ontology annotation, cellular component: extracellular matrix. Lineage: Eukaryota; Metazoa; Chordata; Actinopteri; Gobiiformes; Gobiidae.